Molecule: messenger RNA, 1242 nt
Organism: Erinaceus europaeus (western European hedgehog)
Lineage: Eukaryota; Metazoa; Chordata; Mammalia; Eulipotyphla; Erinaceidae
Gene: PDCL
Product: phosducin like
Exons: 4
Coding region: 174-1079 (301 amino acids)
Biological process (GO): regulation of G protein-coupled receptor signaling pathway
Source: RefSeq, a predicted model, not a curated record
AAAGCCGUCUCAUUGGUCGGCGCAGUCGGAACUCCAGCGGCUUUUCACUUAGUGCUCAAGCCGUUGACUGGCUUCUGGCUCUGCAACCGGGAGUUCUCUUUUCUCAAGUGCCGGGAGCUGUUGGCCCCAAGAAGUCGGGACUGAGCUAGACCGGGUAGCUGCACCGAGGAAUCAUGACGACCCUGGAUGAUAAGUUGCUGGGGGAGAAGCUGCAGUACUAUUACAGCAGCAGUGAGGAUGAGGACAGUGACAAUGAGGACAGAGAUGGAGGCAAGGGUGCGCUGGCCCGCAGUUCUAUGCCUGUAGAUGCUGAGCUGACUGGGGAAGGCAUCUCAGUUAACACAGGUCCAAAAGGUGUGAUCAAUGAUUGGCGCCGCUUCAAGCAGUUGGAGACAGAACAAAGGGAGGAGCAGUGCCGGGAGAUGGAAAGACUGAUCAAGAAACUGUCAAUGACAUGUAGGUCUCAACUCGACGAAGAAGAAGAACAGCAAAAACAGAAGGACCUUCAGGAGAAGAUCAGUGGGAAGAUGACUUUGAAGGACUUUUCAAUGAUGAGUGAGAACCAAGAUGAUGAAGAGUUUCUGCAGCAGUACCGAAAGCAGAGAAUGGAGGAGAUGCGACAACAGCUUCACAAGGGGCCCCAGUUCAGGCAGGUCUUUGAAAUACCCAGUGGAGAAGGGUUUUUAGACAUGAUUGAUAAAGAACAGAAAAACACUCUCAUCAUGGUCCAUAUUUAUGAAGACGGCAUUCCAGGGACAGAAGCCAUGAAUGGCUGCAUGAUCUGCCUUGCUGCUGAGUACCCAGCCGUCAAAUUUUGUCAGGUGAAGAGCUCAGUUAUUGGGGCCAGCAGUCGGUUCACCAGGAAUGCGCUGCCUGCUCUACUGAUCUACAAAGGGGGAGAACUGCUUGGCAAUUUUGUUCGUGUUACUGACCAACUGGGGGAAGAUUUCUUUGCUGUGGACCUUGAAGCUUUUCUACAGGAAUUCGGAUUGCUCCCAGAAAAGGAAGUCUUGUUACUCACAUCUGUGCAUAACUCUGCUACUUGUCACAGUGAGGAUAGUGAUUUGGAAAUAGAUUGAACUGGUAGUCUUUGUUGCAUAGAUUUCUCACUGGACUGGAAGACACAUGUUUAUGUGUUUAUUUUUGUUCUUUCUGUGUCUUCUGGCGUUUCAGCUGCUCGUUGUAGUCCCAUUUAUUAUAUGUAAAGUCAAGAAAUUCUUAGAUUAAAUCAGGAUGCUGAAU